Molecule: messenger RNA, 1588 nt
Organism: Medicago truncatula (barrel medic)
Lineage: Eukaryota; Viridiplantae; Streptophyta; Magnoliopsida; Fabales; Fabaceae
Product: proline-rich receptor-like protein kinase PERK4
Exons: 8
Coding region: 236-1432 (398 amino acids)
Biological process (GO): protein phosphorylation
Molecular function (GO): ATP binding; protein kinase activity
Source: RefSeq, a predicted model, not a curated record
GAGAGAGAAAAUAUUAUGAUCAUCAUACUUGGCAUCAUGCAUAUUUAUAUCAUGCUUAGAAUAAUUUAUUUGAAGAACAAUUGGAAGAAUAAUGAAGACUGAUUCUUGAUUCUUAGACUACUUAUUUCAUACUUCCGAGGAAGGUCAUUCAUCACAAUGGAACAAUUAUUACAACAGUGGACAACAUCCUCCUCCUCAUCAAAAUUGGCAAGGACCUCCAUCAGGCCCACAUGGAAUGGACCAUGUUGUUAGGGUUCAACAAAACCCUAAUGGAGCAAGUGGUGUUUGGGGUGCACCACACCCUCUAAUGAAUAGUGGUGAAAUGAGUUCUAAUUACUCCUAUGGAAUGGGACCACCAGGUUCUAUGCAAUCUUCUCCAGGACUAUCUCUUACUCUUAAGGGUGGUACCUUUACUUAUGAAGAAUUGGCAUCUGCUACUAAAGGUUUUGCUAAUGAGAAUAUUAUAGGACAAGGUGGUUUUGGUUAUGUUCAUAAGGGAAUUUUGCCUACUGGAAAGGAAAUUGCUGUUAAAAGUUUAAAAGCGGGUAGUGGACAAGGCGAACGUGAGUUUCAAGCUGAGAUUGAUAUCAUUAGUCGUGUUCAUCAUCGUCAUCUUGUGUCGCUUGUUGGAUAUUGUGUUUCUGGUGGACAGAGAAUGUUGGUUUAUGAAUUUGUUCCAAAUAAAACUUUGGAAUAUCACCUUCAUGGAAAGGGUGUGCCUACCAUGGAUUGGCCUACUAGAAUGAGAAUUGCAUUAGGAUCUGCUAGAGGACUUGCUUACCUUCAUGAAGAUUGUAGUCCUCGCAUUAUCCACCGUGAUAUUAAGGCUGCUAAUGUUCUAAUUGAUGAUAGCUUCGAAGCUAAGGUGGCUGAUUUUGGAUUGGCUAAGUUGACUACCGAUACUAAUACACAUGUCUCAACUCGUGUCAUGGGAACAUUCGGGUAUAUGGCCCCAGAAUAUGCAUCAAGUGGAAAAUUGACAGAGAAAUCUGAUGUUUUUUCAUUUGGGGUUAUGCUAUUAGAACUCUUAACUGGAAAAAGACCUUUGGAUUUAACCAAUGCCAUGGACGAAAGCUUAGUUGAUUGGGCUCGACCACUUUUGAGUCGUGCAUUGGAGGAGGAUGGAAACUUUGCAGAAUUGGUGGAUCCAUUUUUGGAAGGAAAUUACGAUCAUCAAGAAAUGAUAAGAUUGGCAGCUUGUGCUGCUAGUAGCAUUCGUCAUUCUGCUAAAAAGCGUUCAAAAAUGAGCCAGAUAGUAAGAGCAUUAGAAGGAGAUGUAUCACUAGAAGACUUGAAGGAAAGCAUGAUAAAAUCUCCAGCGCCGCAGACCGGUGUUUAUACCACUACAGGAUCGGAAUAUGAUACAAUGCAAUACAAUGCAGAUAUGGCAAAGUUCAGAAAACAAAUAAUGUCAAGUCAAGAAUUUGAUUAGAAACAUGAAGCAACACUUCUUAGACAUAUAUAGCUGAAUCAAAUAUUAACAAUUCUUGAUAUGAAGUGUGGUGUUUUGUUAUAGAAAAUCGAGAAUGAAUAUGCUAGUUUUGGAGCACUAUUGGGGAAUUUAGAGUGUUUGAGAUUCACAUUUACA